AUGGCCGGCGUGUAUCGAGUUCGCCGCUUGGAUUGGGUUGAGCAACAGUCAACAGAAUUGAUUUACGACACCAAACCUCCUGCCAAGGACAUUGGAUCUUGGCCCGACUUUUUAAUUGCUCUACUACCUUACCUUACGUUCAUAAUCUUUGGUGCAAAUUCGAACUUGCUGAUGAACAGGUUCCCUUGCUCUGCGCCGCUCACCGGUUCCACUCACACUUCGUUAGAAAGUUCGCCAACCACUGAAGUUCACAUAUCACUAUUCCCGCAACAAAUACGCGAAAACUUUUCAUUAUCAUCAUCGACGUCACAAAUGACGCAAGAGAAACCGACGACACCACUCCGUUCACUCUCACCGGGUCCAUCAACAUUUAGCCAACGGGUGGGUCCAAAUUCGCUAGAUCCAUUUAUGCACCGAAGGAACCCUUCGCUCACCAUCAAGAUCACGAACGAUAAUGUUAACCGUAACAGAAAGGGUAAAUGCAAAAUAUCCACGACUAUUUCGAAACGAAAGAGUAAUUCGUGCAAAAGAUCCCUUGGAUUUGAGCGCACCACUCGUGAAAAUGACGGUGGUAAAAACGGGAAAAGAAAAGAAUCGGACAUCAGCGCUUCAAGUGGUAAAGAUACGUCAGCUAUGAAAAGCGGGGUGUCGAUGAAUUACGGAAGGAGAUCACCACAAACCACCGCGCAACCACCAAUAAUAAAAAAUGGUGCAGAAUGUGGAAGUACCAGUGAAACUUCGUCUCCCUCUUCAAGCCUGGAGGAGUCACCCGAUGAUAGAUCAAGCGAAGUUCAAUAUCACAAACAAUUCUCAUUUGAGAAACGUUCAAAGGUCGAUUCGAUAAUAGAAAUUCCACCUAAUUUCGAAAUCAAUACGAAUGAGAAUAACGGUGAAGAUAAGGGAUCCCUGAAAAAACCCAAGUCAUCGCCGGUCAAAGUUGUCGUUCGGCGCCUGUCAUCACCACCAUUCAACGGCGCCCUAAGAGAAUUGCCAAUAAUAAUGAAUUCAUCGCAAAGUUUGGAAAAAGAGCGCCCAGGAAUUAAUGGAACAUUUUCGUCAUCGCAAAAGCAAAGGGUCACGCUAACACUCCCGGUCGUCAGUUUUGCGAGGUCAGAAUCACGACCACCAUCACAAUACACCUUUAAUCACACCACCAAUUUAAGUUCACCAUCGAAGUCCGAGAAAUCCUUCUCGGAUUCAUCGAAUCCCCGGUACAGCGUGGGCACGUUAUCGACGAAGUCAUAUUGCAAUAAUGGUGGGUUCACGUUGACACCACGGGAGAAUUUACCGUUGUACAUACUGAAUAGAAACUACGCCGAACCAUCCUCGAUUAAAAGCGAGGGCGAGAGCAGCGGUGGAUUGUUGAGCAAAUGGUCGGCGACGUCCGAUCUGGGAUUUUAUGAAGAAGAAAAAAUGAGGGAGUUUAGGCGAUUCGUGAAGUCUUGGAACCCUGGGAUCCCAAGUACUUGA
Acaulospora colombiana is the source of this 1470-nucleotide messenger RNA. Lineage: Eukaryota; Fungi; Glomeromycota; Glomeromycetes; Diversisporales; Acaulosporaceae. The record is from the annotation of a GenBank genome assembly.